UCGCGGGCUCAUCAUCAUUCAACGAUGACCGGGCCACAGGGACGCAUCCUGCGCGAGGAGAACAGCCGCACGGCGUUGACGGCCCUUGCCGGCCCCGCCGACGACGAAUCUUCGUCCAACAGCAGCUGCGACUCGAGUGCCGAAAGGAGCAGCACAACCACCCAGUACUUCGCAGCCAUCCUUGCUACCCUGAGUGCUUUCUCGGCGGGGACAAUCCUGGGCUGGUCAUCACCUGCCCUUCCACUUCUUCAGGCCGAAAACUCUCCCCUCCCUGUGACUGCUGACGAAGGUUCAUGGCUCGGCUCCCUGCUGACCUUAGGUGCCCUCCUGGGUGCAGCCCCUGCAGGCGCCCUGAGCCAGCUUUUCGGCCGGCAACGAUUCCUCGCCUUCCUGUCGCUGCCCCUGCUGACGUCAUGGCUGAUGGUGGCGCUCGGCCGCUCCGUCGGCGUCCUCUACGUCGGCCGCUUCAUCGGCGGCCUCGCCACCGGCGCCGUCAGCGUUGCGGCGCCAGUUUACUGCGCCGAAAUCGCCGAACAGAAGUGCAGAGGGGCCCUUGGCACUCUCUUCCAACUGCAGCUGGUCGUCGGCAUUCUCUUCGCCUAUGUGAUCGGCGCCUGGGCCCCCUUGGAGUGCUUUGCCUUCACCUGCGCCCUGGUACCGGCAGUUUUCGCCAUCACCUUUGCCUGGAUGCCUGAAACACCUCAGUUCCUUUUGUCAAGGGGUCGUAAAUUUGCGGCAGAAAACUCUCUUCAGUGGCUGCGUGGAAAGGGCUGUGACGUCCAGAAGGAGCUGUUGAUCCUUCAAUCAGCGGCGCAGGAAGCGGACGCUUCAGACGCCGGUUCCGCCCGUCGCACUUUGCUGACCCUCGCCUCGGACGCCGCAACCAGACGCGCCCUGCUGGUGUCCCUGGGCCUGAUGGCCUUCCAGCAACUGUCCGGCAUCAACGCCGUCGUCUUCUACUCGGGCUCCAUCUUCAAAGAGGCUGGCGGUGCCCUUUCGCCCGGAGUGGCCAGCGUGGUCAUCGCUGGGGUCAUGGUCUUGGCCACUUUGUGCGCCACAAUGAUGGUGGACAAGGCUGGACGCAAACCUCUCCUGCUGCUCUCGGCCGCCGCCAUGGCCGUAUGCUUGGCCGCUCUUUCAUUUUCGUUUGCUUACACGGUGGAUGCCGGAGAGGAAAAGCCCGACUGGCUCAAUUGGCUUCCUGUCCUCAGCGUUGCAAUUUACAUUGUUGUCUUUUCGAUUGGUUUUGGACCAAUUCCGUGGAUGAUGAUGGGCGAGUUGUUUUCGGCGUCAGCCAAGAGUCCGGCCAGCGCUUUGGUGGCCUCCUUUAAUUGGGCGCUGGCAUUCGCCGUGACCAAGGGCUUCCAGAGUUUGGUGGCCGCGCUUGGCUCGGCGGGGGCGUUCGCCUUUUUCUCUGGCGUGUGCAUGGUCGGCUGCUCGUUCGUCGUCCUGAUUGUGCCCGAGACCAAGGGCAGGUCGAUCGAGCAGAUUCAGCAACAACUCGCUGCCCCCAAACGCACCCUGCCCGUCUGACGACAAUUCUUCUUGAAAUUGCUCUGCUACAAGGCUGUGCCCUCGCCAGGGAGUGACACCCCGUCGCCUGCCACACGUGCAAAAAGACAUUGACAAUUUUCGCGUCGCGGAUUCUACGGCGACGCUUUUAUUUGUGCAUUUCUAUAGGCGUACAAUACAACACUGCAUAAACGUUUUAGGAUUAAUAAAAUGUUGUCCCAUAGUUUUUGUAAUUAUAUUAUAUUGAAAAAUGUGAAUAAAAUAUAUAAUAGAGUCUCUUAAUUUUAAUUAGAAUAAUACAAGUGUGAUUGGAGAAAAUCACAGUUAUAUAUAUUUACAAUUUGUUGAAAUUGGACAUGUGGUUGAUUUUAUUUCACUUGGAUAAUAAAGUCCGGUUGUAUUAAGAAA
Molecule: messenger RNA, 1920 nt
Organism: Neocloeon triangulifer
Lineage: Eukaryota; Metazoa; Arthropoda; Insecta; Ephemeroptera; Baetidae
Product: facilitated trehalose transporter Tret1-like
Exons: 4
Coding region: 25-1533 (502 amino acids)
Biological process (GO): transmembrane transport
Cellular component (GO): membrane
Molecular function (GO): transmembrane transporter activity
Source: RefSeq, a predicted model, not a curated record